Molecule: messenger RNA, 2606 nt
Organism: Chenopodium quinoa (quinoa)
Lineage: Eukaryota; Viridiplantae; Streptophyta; Magnoliopsida; Caryophyllales; Amaranthaceae
Product: bifunctional purine biosynthesis protein PurH-like
Exons: 13
Coding region: 427-2244 (605 amino acids)
Biological process (GO): 'de novo' IMP biosynthetic process
Cellular component (GO): cytosol
Molecular function (GO): IMP cyclohydrolase activity; phosphoribosylaminoimidazolecarboxamide formyltransferase activity
Source: RefSeq, a predicted model, not a curated record
GAUUUUGACAUGCAUUCCCAAAUUAAUACUCCGUACUACGUACCAUAUUUAAGCUUAGUAUUUUAAAGGGUUAUCUAAUGUCUUGAGUCGGUUCCUACAAAAUUAAAUGUUUCCUAACACUUAACAAAAAAAAAAAAAAAAAAAAAAAAAAAAAAAAAAAAACAAUUUAUGACCGUAGAUGUUAUUCUUACUUGACAUUUGCCCUUCGUAUUCGAAUCAUUAAUAUUUUUCCAAUGUUUUUCAUAUAAAUUCCCGUUGCAAAUUUUAGCUUGCAUUCUGCUGCUCACUCCCUCUCUCUCUCCUCCACCUCCAUUGAAGCUGCUUCUGAGCUUUCUCUCCUCCAUUGAAACACCAGCUUCCCAGGGUGCAUAAAAAUCAGAAAUAAAAAACACUCAUAUAUUUUGAGCGUCUCAAAUCUUACUGGAGAUGCCUGCAUUUUCUGUGGCUAGUGCAUGUAAAGCACCAUCGACCUCGAUUUUUAAUCGUUCUAGACUUUUUCAGUCUUUAAGCUCCCAAAAAUUACACGCUCUAUCGGCUGCAAAAGUUUCAACUGACAUUGAGUUGUUGUCGCUGAAAUCAAGCUCAAAGAAAGUUAAAGCUAUGGCUGUGUCCGAAUCAAUUUCUACAUCACAGUUGGAGUCUGCCUCUAGAAGUUCAGGCUCGGGGACAAAGCAGGUGUUGAUUUCACUAUCCGAUAAAAGUGACUUAGCUCUGCUUGGAAGUGGGUUACAAAGCUUAGGAUACACAAUUGUUUCGACCGGAGGAACAGCAACUUCUCUGGAAAAUGCUGGUGUGGCUGUUACUAAAGUGGAGCAGCUAACUCGCUUUCCUGAAAUGCUGGAUGGGCGUGUAAAAACUUUGCAUCCUUACGUACAUGGAGGCAUCCUUGCUAGAAGAGACCUUAAGCAUCACAUGGAUGCUUUAGAGGAACAUGGAAUUGGAACCUUUGAUGUUGUUGUUGUAAAUUUAUACCCCUUUUAUGAUAAAGUGACUUCUUCUGGAGGAGUCCAUUUUGAUGAGGGAAUUGAGAAUAUUGACAUCGGUGGACCUGCAAUGAUCAGAGCUGCGGCAAAGAAUCACAAGGAUGUAUUGGUGGUGGUUGAUCCACAAGAUUAUGCUUCUCUGUUAGAUUAUCUUAAGGGAGAUCAGGAUGAUGAGCAGUUCCGGAUGAGGCUUGCCUGGAAGGCUUUUCAGCAUGUAGCUGCUUAUGAUUCUGCAGUUUCAGAGUGGCUGUGGAAGCAAACUGGAGGAGACAAAUUCCCACCCAGCUUUACAGUGCCAUUAUCCCUUAAAAGCUCUCUUCGGUAUGGGGAGAAUCCGCAUCAAAAAGCUGCAUUUUAUGUUGACAAGAGUCUUGCUGAGGUUAAUUCUGGUGGUAUUGCUACAGCUGUUCAACACCAUGGGAAGGAAAUGUCGUAUAAUAACUACUUGGAUGCUGAUGCAGCUUGGAAUUGUGUCUCUGAAUUCAAUGAUCCAACUUGCGUGGUGGUGAAGCAUACAAAUCCUUGUGGAGUAGCUUCACGUAACGACAUUAUCGAAGCAUACAGGCUAGCAGUCAAAGCAGAUCCAGUUAGUGCAUUUGGCGGCAUUGUAGCCUUCAAUGUAGAAGUUGAUGAGGCUCUUGCAAAGGAUAUUCGAGAGUUUAGAAGCCCUACUGAUGGUGAGACUCGGAUGUUUUAUGAAAUUGUGGUUGCACCCAAAUAUUCAGAAAAAGGACUUGAGAUACUACGUGGAAAAUCAAAGACCUUGAGAAUCCUUGAGGCAAAGAAGAAUGACAAAGGGAAACUUUCUUUGCGACAAGUUGGAGGUGGUUGGUUAGCUCAGGAGUCUGAUGAUUUGACACCUGAGGAUAUCCAUUUUAAAGUUGUCUCUGAAAACACUCCAACAGAGAAGGAGCUAAGUGAUGCACAGUUUGCCUGGCUUUGUGUGAAGCAUGUAAAGAGCAAUGCUAUAGUGAUUGCAAAGAACAAUUGCAUGCUAGGCAUGGGAAGUGGGCAGCCAAACCGCCUUGAAAGUAUGAGGAUUGCUAUGAGAAAAGCUGGAGAUGAGAUCAAAGGAGCAUCUUUGGCAAGCGAUGCUUUCUUCCCAUUUGCUUGGAACGAUGCAGUGGAAGAAGCUUGUCAGAGUGGCGUAAGUGUCAUAGCAGAACCUGGUGGCAGUAUAAGAGACAAGGAUGCUGUAGACUGUUGCAAUAAAUAUGGCGUCUCAUUAGUUUUAACUGAAGUGAGGCACUUCCGUCACUAACCCUGAUGCUAGUUGUAGUCUUGUAGACACUGUUACCUUCUCCUUUGCCAUUAUAGUUUAAUUAGAGGGCAAGAUGCCCAAAUUUUCGUGGAAAAUAAUGUUUGAUCUCUUAUAGUCUGCAUUAGUUGUUGAAACAAAAUAUAAAAUGACGUGCCUGUUCUGGUUCUCGGCCAUAUCACUCAGUUUUUUUUUGUGUUUUCCAUUUUUUUUUUUUUUUUAUGGUUUUGGUAGUACUUCCCUCAUGAUUUCAGACUCGUAGAGAAGGCAAGGUCAUGUAUAAUUUGCUGCUGUAUCUCAUUGUUUGCAGACAAUUUGCUCUAGUUAUUUUCUUUAAUAUUGCAAUAGUACAUAUACUACCUCUA